Messenger RNA from Penicillium crustosum, 438 nucleotides. RefSeq lists its product as uncharacterized. The transcript has 3 exons. Gene Ontology annotation, molecular function: protein dimerization activity. Bases 1 to 438 code for a protein of 145 amino acids. NCBI's taxonomy places the organism in Eukaryota, Fungi, Ascomycota, Eurotiomycetes, Eurotiales, Aspergillaceae. The record is from RefSeq and is a predicted model, not a curated record.
AUGGCGCACGUGCAUGCAAAUGUGCAGCCCAAUCGAGCGGACGUGGGCAAAAUGAGAUUGUCUUAUCCCCUAAACAGAAAGAGACAGUUGGCCGAGAUCCGACCGAAAGGCGGCUCGCUCCUCAUCAUGACAAAUCCAAAUUCAAUGGAGAAUCGGAGGAGGCAGCAUGCUGACGCCCAGAAGUGUCAACGAGAUCGGAUGAAAGCAGCGCUGGGCCAAAUAGAGCGGAUAAUGAGAAUAGGAGGUACGGGAAAUGAGGGAACGAGUGGUACCAAGGCAGAACUGCUCGAAACGGCGGUGGAGUAUAUCCAACACCUCCAGAAACAGGUCGAGGAACUAAGAGAGCUGGGUCACGGUGGCCACGCGACACCAGACGUGGAUGUCCAGAGGUGCGCCGGAUGUCAGAAUCAGAAUCGGGGCUCCAUGUCAAUAAUUUAA